Molecule: messenger RNA, 1416 nt
Organism: Vigna unguiculata (cowpea)
Lineage: Eukaryota; Viridiplantae; Streptophyta; Magnoliopsida; Fabales; Fabaceae
Product: sequence-specific DNA binding transcription factor
Biological process (GO): cytosolic ribosome assembly; ribosome biogenesis
Source: RefSeq, a predicted model, not a curated record
AAAACAAGAGAAGUUUUUAGCUUCAUCUUUAUCUCUAAAAUUGGUUUGGAACCUUUCCCGUUCCUUCGCAUUCGUGCCCUAGUUUCGCUUUCCUUCCAUUGACGGGGCUCUGAAGGAUCUAUCGCCGUCGGUUCAACCUAGCCAAGCAAGAAGCAAAGAGGAGGGAUAAAGUAACAAAGAAAGGAAAGAGAUGUCUAGAACACUAGUGCAGCCGGUUGGGCAGAAGAGGCUAACAAAUGUAGCAGUGGUGCGGCUGAAGAAGCAUGGCAUGCGCUUUGAAAUUGCAUGCUACCCUAACACUGUCCUCUCUUGGCGUUCUGGAGUGGAAAAAGAUCUGGAUGAAGUGCUACAGUCCCAUACUGUUUAUUCUAAUGUUUCCAAAGGGGUUCUCGCCAAGUCCAAGGAUUUAAUUGCAGCUUUUGGCACUGAUGACCAGACCAACAUAUGCUUAGAUAUUUUAAAGAAAGGGGAGCUUCAGGUAGCUGGGAAAGAAAGGGAAUCAUUGUUGUCAAGUCAGUUCAGGGAUAUUGCAACCAUAGUAAUGCACAAGACAUACAAUACUGAGACUCAACGCCCUUAUACUAUCAGUAUGAUUGAACGCCUCAUGCGGGAAAUCCAUUUUGCUGUUGAUCCACACAGCACCUCCAAGAAGCAGGCUCUCGAGUUAAUUCAAGAACUUCAGAAGCAUUUCCCUAUAAAACGAUGUCCUUUGAGAAUACGUGCUACUGCUCCUCAGGACCAAUUGCCUAAUCUUUUAGAAAAGCUGAAGGAAUGGAAUGCUACUGUUAUUUCUAAAGAAGGAUCUUCUGCUCAGUUAUCUGUGGUUUUUGAAAUGGAACCUGGUCUAUAUAAGGAUUGUCAUGACUUUGUUAUGAAUAAGAUGCAUGGAAGAUUUGAAGUUCUUGCUCACUCUCUUUAUGUGGAGGGGGAUACGCAUGUGGAUCAAUACAAUGAUUAUGAGGAUAUGCCUGCACCGUUGCCCAAAGAAACUCAUGAUUCUGUGCUUGAACUUAAUGAGAAACUUCAAAAACAAACAAUUUCAUCCACGAGUAGGCCUACUGAGACACAACAAAAGCAAAACAAGUGCAACACAUGUAAUGUUUCCUUUGAUGACUCUAAGCUAUACAGGGAACAUCACAAGAGUGAGUGGCACAAGCACAAUAUGAAGCGUAAGACAAAGCAACUCCCACCACUUACUGAGGAAGAGUGCAUGGCAGACAUGGAAUUAGACGACUCAAAAUCUGAUUUGAAGGAUUAUUCAUUUUGAGAUGAUAAUAAGUGUUUUAGUGGUGUAAGUUGGUAAUCGCAUUUUUUAAGUCUUGUGUUUGUACUUAGGUAAAUUUUGUCCGGAUAAUUUUGGUUAUGGUAAACUUCACAUGAAAAAAUCUUUAUAUUGAAAUCCCUUGGAAUGCUCAA